Molecule: messenger RNA, 3199 nt
Organism: Paecilomyces variotii
Lineage: Eukaryota; Fungi; Ascomycota; Eurotiomycetes; Eurotiales; Thermoascaceae
Exons: 6
Coding region: 215-3136 (973 amino acids)
Biological process (GO): proteolysis; glutathione catabolic process
Molecular function (GO): protein binding; peptidase activity
Source: RefSeq, a predicted model, not a curated record
ACUCCACUGUGACACACCAGACUAUCUGUGCCAGUGUCGAAGAAAUCAAUCGAUCAAUAUAUAGCACUUUAUCUGCUGUGCCGGAUAUCACUGGCCCGAGGUUGAAAGGGUGUCACAAGAAGCCACGCAGUCACGGGUGGCCGGGACCAGAACAUCCAAAAACAAAAGAGCGACGGACCGUAGCUAAAUAGCAUUGCGCUGCCAUCUGGCCGCGAUGAGUGAUAUAGUGGAAUCGGACGGCACAUCAGAUCUCGAAGAUCAGGCACAGGCCUGGGACAGUGACCAGCGAUCUGCGCAAGGUCCUGUCUCCGAAUACGACCCAAAUCCACGGCCACAGAAUGAAUGUGCUGUCGGCCAUCGAGUCAAGGCUAGUCGCUCUGUCUUAGCUCUUGUGCUCGAUGAAGAAAGUGUCUUUGCAGGCCUCCAAGGGGGCGAUAUCCUUGCUUGGUCAUUGGAGACAUACGACUUGGUGCUUUCCGUGCAUGCCCACAAGGAGAGUGUCCUUGGGCUCCACCUAUCCGAAGACAGAGAAUUGUUGUUCUCCAGUGGAGGAGACUCCGUGGUCAAUGUCUGGUCUACGAGGACGUUUGAGCGCCUUUAUUCGAUUUACUCACAUCAUGAUGUGGGUGAUAUCUUCGCCGUAGUUUACUCGUCAGACUUGAAGACUGUCUACUGCGGCGGUCAAGAUACUAGCCUCCAGUGGUGCAAUCUAUCACAAACAGAAGCGAACCAGGUGCUGGCUCCAGCCGCUCACCCGUCAAACAGAGCCCACAGAUUCUUCGACUCUCGAGGCCCUGAUGGUGCGGUGACUCCCCGUCCAGAUGCAAGUCCUGGAGGCGCUCAUUCAGUCAGUCACGGCGGAAAGGUUUUGACUUUCAGGAGAGAUCAGCACAAGCGAUUCUCCCAUCAUGGCUACGUCUAUUCCAUGCUUCUUGUCAGAGGACUAGUAGAGUCCGCGCCGUCAGAGGAGGUUCUGCUGACUGGCUCUGGUGACGGCUCCGUCAAGCUGUGGCACCUGGGCCAGGGCUCGGAUGGUGCGCCAGUUCAGUUUGCCAAACUACAGAAUGGUAGUGACGCUGUUCUGUCAAUAGCUGUGGAAGGCUCGUUUCUCUACUGUGGUCUUGCAGGAGGCAUUUUGAACAUUUGGAAUCUGGAUUCCCACCAGCUGGUGAAGCGCAUCGCGAAGCAGAGCGGAGAUCUAUGGGCUGUUGAUAUCAUCAAGGGAAUCACUAUUAGUGGUGACUCAAAUGGCAUAGUCAAGAAAUUUAACUCCAAAUUUGAAGAGAUCGGGUGUUGGGUGGCACACGAAGGGACGAUGCUCGCUUCCGCUGCCGGUGUCUUUAAAGACAGGCGUAUUUACGCCACUGGUGGAAAUGACAACACUGUGGCUAUCUGGGACUUGACCGACCAUCCCGUUGAUGAGGUAGAACUGGCCCCAAUCAGCAACGAUGAAAUGGUCAACAGCUUGGCAAAAUUUGUAUCCUUUAAGACGAUCUCAUCUAGUCCAAAGUUCGCGGGAGAGUGCAACCAAGGCGCAGCAUUCCUCCGGCGUCACUGCAACUACCUGGGGGCCAAGACGAAACUCCUGGCCUCGGGGAAGGACACUAAUCCUGUCGUCUAUGCGAGAUUCAGUGCUACUUCGCCACAGCCCGUACACAAGACGGUUCUUUUCUAUGGUCAUUACGAUGUUGUCGGGGCUGAUACGAAUCGGCCGAAGUGGAGGUCGGAUCCCUUCCAGCUGUCUUCAAUCAACGGCUUCUUAUAUGGUCGAGGUGUCUCUGACAACAAAGGGCCUAUUCUAGCGGCCUUGUAUGGAGCCGCUGAUCUAGCACGGCAAAAGAGUCUUGGCUGCGAUGUUGUCUUCCUUAUCGAGGGAGAAGAAGAAUCGGGCUCGCAAGGGUUCCAAGAAACUGUGCGGAAACACAAGUCAUUAAUCGGGAGUGUUGAUUGGAUCUUGCUCGCCAACAGUUACUGGAUUGAUGACUACACACCAUGUCUCACCUACGGACUGCGAGGCGUCGUCCACGCAAACUUGAUUGUCACAAGCGACCAUCCUGACCUGCACAGUGGUAUUGAUGGUAGUUCUCUCCUGGAUGAGCCGUUGAAGGAUUUGACAAUCCUCCUCAGUACUCUUGUCGGACCUAAAGGCCGGAUCAACAUUCCUGGAUUCCAUGAUCCUGUGCUGCCUCUCACCGAGAUUGAGAAGCAGCGCUACGAUGCAAUUGCGGAGGCACUGCUACCGAACCACCCUGAGAUCCCUGAUAGCCAGGCCUUCACAAAAUCACUCAUGCAUCGCUGGCGGGAGCCAUCUCUGACUAUCCACUCUGUCGAUGUUCCUGGCAACAAGAGUGCAACAACAACGAUUUCGCGCAAGGCGAAAGCGAGCUUGUCGAUCCGUAUUGUCCCUAAUCAAGACGCUGAUCAGGUAGCGGCAAGCUUGACUGCCUAUGCACAAGAGCAAUUUGCUCUUCUGGACUCUCAGAAUGAUCUCACUGUCGAAAUAACAGGGAAAUCGGACCCUUGGCUGGGUGACCCUGACAACGAGAUAUUUGAGACCUUAUCGGAGGCCAUUACGGCCGCGUGGACACCUGACCACGACAACAAAAAGCACAACUAUCCUCCUCUCGAGCGUGGCCGUGCUGCUCGAGCUGGUGGUAGCGAAUUGCUGCGGACCGAUUCAUCCGACAGCAUUGCGUCUCAUAUUGACCGCAUCAUCUAUUCAACCACGACCUCAUCUGCAGGGAAGGAGGCCUCGAGGAAACAAUCCACCUCUGGUGCCACUAUUCCCACUUCGUCGACUCUCGCCAGUAAUUCCAACGGCGCCUCUACAUCACUAGCUGAGAGCCAAGUAUCCAAUGGUCAUAGUCUUGAUACGCAUCGGAAAGCGGACCCUGCCGUAUCUGCUCGUGCUCCAGUCAAACCCAUCUACAUCCGCGAGGGAGGAUCCAUCCCUACUAUACGAUUUCUAGAAAAAGAAUUUGGAGCACCCGCAGCACAUAUGCCCUGUGGUCAAGCAAGUGACCAUGCUCACCUUGACAAUGAGCGACUGCGUGUGGAGAAUCUGUACAAGAGCCGUGAGAUUUUCCGCUCGGUGUUUGCAAAAUUACCAACCAAAUCAGCUGGACCGAGUUCAUAAGCUAUCUAAUUGGCGUUCGGGAGAGGGGGGGAGGGAUGUGGGGGAAGUAUGUAAGGGUGUACU